Molecule: messenger RNA, 429 nt
Organism: Knipowitschia caucasica
Lineage: Eukaryota; Metazoa; Chordata; Actinopteri; Gobiiformes; Gobiidae
Source: the annotation of a GenBank genome assembly
AUGCAUUGUUUUAACUGUAGAAAGCCAGGUCACGGUUUGGCAGAUUGUCCAGAGGCAGACAGAGAUGAGGAGAUGGGUAGAGGCAUCUGUUACCGCUGUGGCUCAACUGAACAUGAAAUUCACAAGUGCAGAGCUAAAGUAGACCCUGCUCUCGGAGAGUAUCCAUUUGCAAAAUGUUUUAUCUGUGGACAAACGGGGCACUUGUCACGUUCCUGUCCUGAUAAUCCUAAAGGACUCUAUGCACAAGGUGGAUGCUGCCGUGUGUGUGGUUCUGUUGAACAUUUUCAAAAAGACUGUCCAGAGCAUCAGGCAUCAACAAACACAAUGACACUAAAGUGGUUGUCCAACAAUAUGAGUGCUGACCACGAAGAUGUGCAUAUGCCAGUGAAGAAAGCCAAGUCUAAGCAGACCAAAGUUGUGGUUUUCUGA